Molecule: messenger RNA, 4188 nt
Organism: Plasmodium inui San Antonio 1
Lineage: Eukaryota; Apicomplexa; Aconoidasida; Haemosporida; Plasmodiidae
Product: diacylglycerol kinase
Exons: 1
Coding region: 1-4188 (1395 amino acids)
Molecular function (GO): ATP-dependent diacylglycerol kinase activity
Source: RefSeq, a predicted model, not a curated record
AUGGAAGAUUUUGCUUAUGUAGACAAAAAUGUUUAUAUAAAUCUUCUCGUGACCAUUAUAAAGAAAUGCAAAGAAUACCUUCUUGGAAUAGGAAUUGUGAAGCUGCUCUUUUGCUUGUGCAUAGUGCUCAUUAGUAUCAUCUUUGCUCGUCGUAAAAACAAAAAGAAGAAAAAGGUCAACAUAUAUAUACAGCUAAAUAAUGUGCGCCACGGAAACGGUAAGAAGGCAGCCGAACUAGCGGAAGACCAAAAAUGCUGCGCGGCCAAUGAAGAGGCACAAAUAGUAGAACCCACCUUUUCGCAAGCGCGUGAAGCGGCGGAUGUAGAACAAAUGAAUAACGAAUUUUAUCACAUAACGUACAGCCCACAUAUAUUUGACCUAAAAAGUAUCAACCGAACCGAAUUGUGCAACGUAUGCAAUGAAAGCAUCUACUCUUUUAUUUUUUACAAAAAAGACAUUUUCGAAUGCGUGGUCUGUAGAAAUAAGUGCCACAUAGAAUGUGCCCCCAACUCCAGCUUGAUGAGCUGCAAAACGACUGUGUUCUUCAAAAAUAAACACAAGUUUAUAAAAAUUAGGAACUGUAUGUGGAAUAAUAAAUGCAACAUCUGCAGUAAAAAAUUUUCCUACUUCUCCCUUCCCCCCUUUGUGAAACAGUACAUAUAUAAAUGCAUUUGGUGCAACAAAUAUUUUCAUGUCCAUUGCAUAGCGAAAGUUGCCAAAAAAAAAAACCAAACACAGGAUAAGAAAAAACAAGUGAAGGAUGCAAUUUGUACCUAUGGAAAUAACAAGUAUUUGCUUCUCCCGUACGAAGUUUCCAUUAAAGAAAACGACCUUCUAGACUUCUUGACGAAUGCCUACCACCGUGUGAACGAGGCAGGAUUGGACAAUGAUGACGUGAUACUCAGCUACACUGCCAAUGCAUUGCAUGAUAAUACCCCACGCGAUGAUGGAACAGGUGAGUUUAACUCACACGAAAGAAAAACAAAAGAGAAGAAACUGGAAAAAAUGAAAGGAGGAGGAAACUCAUCCGUUGGAGGCAACGAAACACCAGAUGAACGACUCUGCCUGGAUUAUAUAAACCAGUUCCCCAUAUUUCACAAAAUGAGAAAAUUUAAAUCCUUCCCCAAUUGUUCAAAAGAAAAAAAUAGGAUAAUCCAAGUGCAUGAAAACUUUCUUCUGAAUUUCUUCCCCAUCCAUUUACCAAUCUAUGAAAUAAAAAGUAGUAGAAAAAUUAUCCUCAUUUUUAUAAAUGUAAAAAGUGGAGGUCAAGUUGGAAAAAAACUCUACCAAGAGUUGCUCAUGUAUUUUAACCCCCUACAAAUCAUAAGUAUAAAAAGUGAAAAAAAUGUUUUAAAUGCCCUGAAUAUGUAUAAGGAAAUGAUUUGCCUGAACAGAGUAAUCAUCCUUCUCUGUGGAGGGGAUGGAACGAUAAGCAUCUUCAUCAACACGUUAUUAAAAUUUUUUGCAAAUGAAGUUGCCAUCGGUGCUCUGCAGGCAAAGAACAAAGGGAAAUACAACAAACUGUACGGCAGUGAUAAAAAAAAUGAACAAUUUGUCUCUACCAAGAAUACAUUCCUAAAUAAAACCAUCAUGAACAUUACGGCAAAGUUGAAGCACAAUAAAGACGCGCUUAGGAAGAAGUGGGCAAAUAACAUCACCGUGCAGGCGAAGAAGCCGACCACCUUUUUUUUAAAAAAAAGGACUGAGAAGAAUACUGAUGGGGAAGAUGCAGACAAUUGCGGUGACGAUGACGAUUCGGGGCACCUAAGUGAGAAAAACGCGGAAACGUACUUUGGGAAUGACUCCUGCACGGCGCACGUGUGGGGCCAAAAUCAAAGUGAUGAAUUGGCGCCGAAACUGACGUCGAAGGUGAAGGGUGCGUUUGCAGGCGGUAGACGCAUCGACGAUCCCGCAACACUGAAUGGCGAAUUGAAGGCCGACUUACUUUCCCAGUUAAGUAGUGAGUUAAGUGGUGACUUAAAUGACGAUCUGCUCCGACACCUGAGUAACGAUCUGAACAGCGAGAUCAACGACUGGAGCUCAGGGCGCAGCAGCCCCAAGGACCUGGACAGGAGGGGAAGCGAAGUCAAGUGCGGAAAUGGGAAGUACCUCUACAUCCUGGAAAAACUGAGGAACUUCAAAAAAAAGGGCGCCGAGAAGGAUGACGAGGGAGAAAACGGAGGCGAACUCGGAGACGCUGAACUCCUCCAAGGCGAAUCCUGCGAAGGCGAAGCCUACAAGGGAAGCACAGUGAAGAGCUUCCAAAAUGGGAACUCCAUGCUGGACAAAUACUACAAUGGCAACACACUCAUAUAUAGUAAUUACACAGAGAAUAAUGAGGACCCCCAUUUUGGAGCUCGAAGGGGGAAGGAGAAUGAAAAAAUGUACGACAAUAUUCUUUACCAUGAUUACAAAGAAAAAUCCACCAUUUAUUUGCCAAUGAAAACCAAAUUAAAUGAAAAUUCGCCGUCGUAUUGUCAGGAAGCCAAUGGGGCGAACCCAAGUGAUGAACCAGACGGAACUUUGGGGCCAAACCCAAACAAAGCAGACAAUAAGCAGCACUCAGGUAAUGGCACCAGUUCGAACUACAGUAAUGGGAAUUCACUUAACAGCGGCAGCGCUGACUGUGAUGGCGGCACCCCAGUUUAUCUUUGCAAUCGGGGCGAUGUGACACCCCGAGAGGGUCAUUAUCAGGGUUGUUACCAGGAUGGUUACCCCGCGAAUUACCAAAGGGAUGUAAACGGGAAGACAACAACCCUGACUAAUGGACUCUCCAAGUUGGAAGCAGUAGAUCCAUAUCGAAGUGAUGAAGAUAUCGUCGUCCAAAUAGAUAAUGGUUACAAAGUUGUGCACUCAAAGGAGAAGAAAAAAACUCGUCAAGGUGAUGACCACCCCUCUUGUGAACAAAAAGAAAUUAUAAAUAACGUAAUGAACGGGGAAGAUAAAGCAGCCAGAUCACACAAAACUUCUGUAGAAUCUUACAUAGCAUGUGCACCUAUAAGUGUACUCCCCCUAGGCACAGGAAACGAUUUAAGUCACAGUCUAGGAUGGGGGGGUGGGUACAAUAACGACCCAUUGGUGUAUUUAAACAAAAUGAAGACAGCAAAAAAUGAAUACAUCGAUGUAUGGAAUAUGAAAGCAUAUGACCUAAACAACAAUCUCAUUCUAAACAAUACCUUUAUGAACUACUUCGACUUUGGAAUAAUCGCGAGAUUAGCUCUCCAUUUUGAUAACAUCAGGAAGAAGUUCCCCCAUUUUUUUAAUAGCCGAAUUGGAAAUAAAAUACUCUAUGGAGAAGUAGGCUUUAGGGAUUUCUGCUUCAAUACAUACAAAUAUAAAUUAAACAAAAAUAUAAAACUGUACUGUGAUGGGAAGAAAGUCAAAAUUGAUGAGGACAUAGAGAGUGUUUGUUUGCUUAACAUCCCCUACUUUCUUGGGGGAAUUAAAGUAUGGAAUGAUGAUGAUGAUGACAAGGAUAAACAGUACCAUUCGGACAUUGAUAGGAAAAAACAGGAUCAUGUCAGAAGGAGGCCAAGUAAAAAGGAGAUGAAGCAACUACUGCAUGGUAACAAAUCAGCCAACAGCUCCAGCAAUAGCAGCUUUAUUGGCUCCUCGAUGAAUGAUAAUUUGCACAAUGAAAAAAAGGGAGGAGUUCUUUCCAACAGUUUCGGGGGGGAAACGGGGCACCCUUUUGAUGACCAUAAACAGAUGGGCAUGGCGGAAUUUCUAAAAAGUGCUGCUUUGAAACAUUCGGCUGGGGAGGAUACCAACCUGUCGGAGUUUUUCCAAAAUGAAAAAACAAAUGGGAUUACACCUUCACACAAUGAAGGAGUGAAUCAUUCAGAACGGGAGGAGAAUCCUUCCCCCCCCACGAAUGACCAGCCAUUCGACUAUAGCAACAUAUACAGAUCGUACAGACUGGACUUUUAUCGACAAAAGAGACGGAAGCAGAAGUACCGAAAGCAGAAGAUGGACGAUAAGCUCAUUGAAGUCAUCGGGUUUCGCAAUAUGUUCCAUAUUUUCCAGGUCCAGAUCGGAAUGUCCAAUCCGAUUAAACUCUGCCAGGGGAGUGACAUCAAGGUGAAGAUUGACAAAACGUUUAUUCAGAACAAGAACAAGAUUUAUUUCCAGUACGAUGGGGAACCCGGAUUUCUCAACAUCCAUAAGUUGCAUUUCACCCACAAGUAA